GUCACCUGGAGAAAUAACAGCACGGAGGCGCCGAGUGAAGGAUCGGUCGGGAAUGCCGAUUUGGCAGUGGAGCUGAACCAGAUUUGCCAUGUUUAAGUACUGGAAUUCAAGGAAUCUAAUAAUUGCAGACCGAACAAAGCUCAAGCCUUGAUGCUGCCAAUUCCUUGGAUCUUGACUUCCUACCACUCUAUCUUGCAGGAAAGUUUAUAGAUGGAACUGCUGCAAAUCAAGGGUCUCCUCCUGACCAUCUUUGCUGCCUGUAUUGGUGGUAGCUUCCAGUAUGGCUUGAACCUGACUAUCAUUAAUGCACCAACAACUUUUAUCCAAAUGUUCAUCAAUGAGACGUGGAUUGAGCGUUAUGGCAGAGGUUUGGAAAGUGGUGUAAUCACGUUGAUCUGGACUAUUAUUGUAACUACCUUCUCUGUUGGAGGAUUGAUCGGUGCACUUAUUGCUGGACCCAUGGCCAUAACCUUUGGCAGGAGGAAUUCGCUGCUACUGAGCAAUAUCUUUGUAUUCAUUGGUGCUUUGCUAAUGGGGCUGAGCAAGAUGGCCCAAUCCUUUGAAAUGAUUUUAAUUGGGAGAUUCUUUUGUGGAAUAAGCUCAGGUGUGGGAAUGAACAUCAACCCUAUGUAUCUUGGUGAGAGUGCACCAAAGGAGGUACGAGGCACAGUGGCCUUGUCAUUUGCUCCAUUCACUGCAGCGGGAUUAGUGGUCGGACAGACUUUAGGUCUUGGUGAGGUACUUGGCAGGGAAGGAUUGUGGCCCAUCCUGCUGUCAUCCUGCACAUUACCAGCUUUAAUCCAACUCACCACUCUUCCAUGGUGCCCAGAAAGCCCAAGGUACUUGCUGAUCGACAGGGAGGACAAGAACUUGUGCAUGAAGGCACUAAAACGGUUGCGUGGCGAUGUCAACCUGACUGCAGAAAUGGAUGAAAUGCUGGAAGAGCAAACUGCACUUGAAGGUCAAAAUGCAAAGAGAAUAUGGGAACUGUUCAGAGACCCUACUGUCCGAAGGCAGCUGAUCAUCACCUUUGUGCUGGGCAGUGCCGUGCAGUUAUGUGGCAAUGAUGCUAUGUACUACUACGCUGUAUAUGUCUUUCGUGCUGCGGGAAUUCCUGAUGAAAAGAUCCAAUAUGUCACUAUUGGAACUGGAUGCUGUGAGCUAGUUACUGCAUUGACAAGUAACCUGUUCAUUGACCGAAUUGGGCGCAGGCUGCUGCUUGCAGGAGGUUACAGUCUGAUGGUUGUCUGUGGAAUAUUGUUCACCAUCUCCUUGACUCUCCAAGACAAGAUUAGCUGGAUGCCAUAUGCAAGUGUGGUUUGCAUCUUUGCAUCCAUCUUAAGCUUUGGAAUUGGACCAGCUGGAGUAACUGGGAUCAUUCCAAUGGAGAUCUUUGACCAGACUGCAAGGCCUGCAGCCUACAUGAUCAAUGGCUUUCUUCACUGGAUAAAUUUUAUAAUUGUUGGGUUAACUUUCCCAUUCCUCGUUGAGGGACUGGGCAGUUUCUGUUAUGUGCCAUUCCUCUCUUUUAGCCUCCUCUUUGCAUUAUUUAUUGGAAUCUUCCUUCCAGAAACAAAAGGAAAGACCUUUCUGGAAAUUUCCAAGGAGUUUCACAAGUGAAAUUUCCAUGGGCUCAAGCAAACCAAGUGAAGAUAAAUCAAUGAAAAGAUCUUAAAGCCUGCCAUAACAUAAAUAACCAAGGGUCGCAAUCUUAAAAUAAGGAUUUGAGCAUUCAGGACUGAGGAGAGAAGAAAUUUCUUCACCUAGUGGGUGGUGAAUCUUUGGAAUUCUGUAUCAAAGUUCUGUGGAGGCUCAUUUGUUGCGUAUACUCAUGGCAGAUGUUGAUAGGGUUAGUACAGGAAAAUGAUGUUCAGUUAAAUACUGAUGCAUAAUAUCUGGUCAGUUAGCAUCUGAGAGUUAGAAGGAGAGAGAUUGUUUAUGACCUGAACACUAGCUCAGUUUCCCUCUGCACAGAUACUGUCUGACCUGCUGAGUGUUUCCAGCAUUUGUUUUAGUUUUAUUUCAAAUUCACAGCAUCUGUAGAUUUUGUUUUGUAUUUCCAUGAUAUUCAAAUGUGUGACUGUUCACUGACAUCCUGUAAUGUUUGAUAAGGCAACUGAUUUGUUGUCUCAAUCACUGGGCAGGGAACUGAUGGCAGAAGUAGGAUUGGUUGAUAAUCCAGAUCAUAUGCUGCAGAAUCUGCAGAUUAAUUCAGAAAAUUGAUCAGCAGAACCAGAAAUUCAGAAAACUGAAUUCAGUGUUUAAACCUAUACAAGAAAUAUCUUGACAAAAUACAGGUAGUCCCUGGGUUAUGCAAGGGUUCCGUUCCUGACAACUAUCCAUAAACCAAUUUCUCUAUGUUGGCAAUUUUCUACAGCUACCCAUAUUGUAUUGCUCUACAUAUGCAUGUUAUAAUUGUCAUUUCAUUGAAUAUUCUCUCACAGUGCCCAUAUAUAAACUAAUGGAAUAUAUACAGUAACCAGUCAUUAAUGAACACCAUGAAACACUUAAUUAUUAUCCUAAAUGGAGAAGGAUUUGAGAAGAAGUGAAACAAAUGAGCAGGUUCACACUGAAAGUAUUAGGGCAAGGGCAAUCUCACCAAAUGUUCCUACACAGACUAUGAAAUGGAUUUGAAUCAAGAAACCAAAUGAACUUAGUGAAGAUAUAUUUAAAUAUUUACUAUUUCCAAAGAAACAGAACCACUUGAAAACUUAUUUUUCAGAAUGUAUUAGUUGUCUUAGACAGACAAAUGUGCAUAUUCAUGAAAUUAGUCAGCAGCUAAGGGAAUGUUUGAGUCUGAUCAAUGAGAACAACUUGGUGUAGGAUUAUAUAGAUGGACACUGCAGCACUGGGAAUCCAGCACAAAGUGCCAGCAUCAGACACUAAGCUUGUCAUGAACUUGUGAUGGGGCUGUGCAAAUCCAUGGCAUACUAUCUGCAAGCAGCUGUAAUCGAGUAGUUUGGAAACCACCAGACAGUCAAUUCAAUUGGACCCUUUAACAUUGAUCUGAGAUUGAGAUACUUUUAGGAAUGCUUGGAGAAUCUAUAAUGGCAGGAAAACAGAUUGCUUCAUGACAAUCAAAAUUUGGUAUUGAAAGGCAGUAAUUGAUUCUCUACAAACAUAUCAAUACAAGGUAAUUUAUAUGGUGAACUGUAUAGGCACAGUAUAAUACCAAUAAAACUAAAUAGUAUUUGUACUUUUUGAAUUAUAUAAAUUAAGUUAAACAUGCUUGAGUCUACCCCAGGUUAAACACACAGAAGCUUCUUCAAAAUCACUGAAUUAUAAAUCAGAAAACACAAGUGAAUGGGCAGGAGCCCCUAGUAGUGUUGCACCUGUAGAUAAUUUAUGAAUGAAAUGUGGUCUUGUAGUAAUUAACUGAUUGCAGUGAAGCAUGCUUGCAUUGUGAAAUUGAAGAUGUAAUUUUUCAACUUUGCCACCUUAACUCAAACCAAUUACCUGUCAGAAUAGGCUUUAAAGAGCCUGCUACAUGUAUCAAUAUUCCCAGUGCUUGCAUCAAUAAAUAUUUGAAGUGCCUAUUGAACUAAUUUUAACAUUGUAUCAUUUAAAUCACAAUUUUUGGAAAGGUUGCAACUAAAGCCAACAUUAUUGAUGCUUAAAUGAACAGUGUGAAAUCAAGGAAUAUUUGUUAAGAAAAUGACAUCUCCAUACAAAAACACCAAUGCAACAAUAUUAUAGUACAUCAGUAACUAAGGUUAGGUUCUUUCCAACGAAAAAAUUAAUUUGUGACACUUUCUCUCAAUGGAAGAGAAUUUUUUAAA
Messenger RNA from Pristis pectinata (smalltooth sawfish), 3779 nucleotides. RefSeq names its product solute carrier family 2, facilitated glucose transporter member 11-like. Gene Ontology annotation, molecular function: hexose transmembrane transporter activity. Gene Ontology annotation, cellular component: membrane. Gene Ontology annotation, biological process: monosaccharide transmembrane transport. Lineage: Eukaryota; Metazoa; Chordata; Chondrichthyes; Rhinopristiformes; Pristidae. The coding region runs from base 211 to 1620 and encodes 469 amino acids. The record is from RefSeq and is a predicted model, not a curated record. The transcript has 14 exons.